CUCGCGAGCGCUGCGCGUGAAGCAACAUCUUUUACCACCACACUCUGUCCAUCCCGCUCUGUAAGGGCUCAGACCUCAAAGGGAAUACAAAGUGCUGUUACAUCACUUUAAAUAGAAUUUUCGGGACUGUUCGCCCUGUUUUCAUUAUGUUUUGACAGAGACACCAGCAGUUGUUUCGCCACUUUAUUGGCAUUAACUUGGAUUAUACACGCGCGAGAGGUGUUGAUUUCGCGCCGCUUUUUGCCGUCGUGUUUCUUUAACCCUCUUUACUAGAGUGGAAUAUCUGUGGACUUUAUCAACGCUACGGAGGAACGGGAAAGAGCUUAAAGAAUUUAAAAGGAAUUUCAAGAUAUAUUUUUUUUUAUUAUUAUUAUUUUAAUCUUUCCUUUUCAAGUGCGUAUGAUAUCACUAUUUGUGUGGUUCUAGAGUCUUCGCCGCCCCUUUUAGACCAGAAUUAGUCCGUGUGGUCCCAGAGUAGAGGAUAGUGUCUUGUCGAUCUCGCUCACUCUCCCCUCUGUCCCUUCCUUCUUCCCCCUCGGUCCCCCUGAGGUUAUUUGUCUAUUUUUCAAUGGAAUAACUGGUCAGGAAAGCAACUGAACGACGCGGUGAAUUUUUUUUUUUUUUUUUUUUUUCUCAACGCCUGCAACUGACAGGUGGUUUAGAGUUGUCUCUUCUCCGGAGAAUGCUCAAUGAUCGAUGGGGAAUCAUGAACAGCUCGUCAGAACUCGAAGACGGACAGCGGGGCAAAAACCAGACAUUCUGUGAAUGUGUGCCCAACUCCUCUCAGCUCAAACAUCGAUGGUCAGACUCAGACACAGUCAGACAAACACCACCCAAGGUAAGGAGGAUGAGUUGUAGCUAUCUGCUAUGUACCAUCCUGCUCUUCGUGGCCGUUCUCCUUGCAGUCACAGUGACGGGAACCAUUCUUCUUAUGAACCAUUACCAGGCUCCACCCAUGUCAGAUGGCCCUCCCCAUAUUAGUACCAAUCAGGAUGAAGCCAAUGCAUUGGUGACAGUUGAGAGGGGUGAUGGAUCACGCAUCAAUAUCUUUAUCGACCCCAACUGCCCUGACUAUAACAGCAACUUCCUGCGACUGGAAGGUGUGCAGACAUCUUUGCUGCACUCUCUUACUGACCACGAUACGGAUUUGAAAUCCGUCAAAGGUCAGGAUCGUGCAUUAUUGGUCAACUUGGCAGAGGAAGUAGCUAAGUUGUCUGCCCAUGCAGGCCAGUUGAAGAUGGACUAUGAGUCUCUGAGAAGAGGACAAAGCAACCUAGGACAGGACUUGACCACACUGCAGACUGAACAGAGCAGACUAAUACAGCUUCUGUCUGAAAGCCAAAUUAACAUGGUGAAGAUUGUGAACUCCGUAAGCGAUGCUCUCAACACCAUGCAGAAGGAUACAGGUGGUCUCAAGGCCAGAGUGAAGGCUGACCUGCAAAGGGCACCAGUCAGAGGCGUUCGCCUUAAAGGCUGCGCAAACGGCUCUCGUCCACGUGAUUGCAGUGAUAUAUAUGCUAGUGGUCAGAGGGAAGAUGGCAUAUACUCUGUUUUUCCCACUCAUUACCCUGCUGGCUUUCAGGUCUUUUGUGAUAUGAGCACGGAUGGAGGUGGCUGGACGGUUAUCCAGCGGAGGGAGGAUGGCUCUGUGAACUUCUUCAGGGAGUGGGACUCCUACAGAGAAGGAUUUGGCAAAAUCACUGGAGAGCAUUGGCUCGGUUUGAAACAGAUCCAUGCUCUGUCUAUCCAAGGGAACUAUGAAUUGCGUAUAGAUCUUGAGGAUUUUGAGAACAGCACAGCUUUUGCGCAGUAUGGCGUUUUUGGAGUUGGACUAUUCUCUGUUGAUCCAGAGGAUGAUGGUUACCCCCUAACCAUCGCUGAUUAUUCUGGCACUGCAGGGGAUUCUUUGCUAAAGCACAACGGAAUGAAGUUUACAACGAAAGAUAGCGACAACGAUCAUUCAGAGAACAACUGCGCUUCGUUCUACCAUGGCGCCUGGUGGUAUCGCAACUGCCACACCUCUAACCUAAAUGGUCAAUAUCUGCGCGGACAGCACACUUCUUACGCUGAUGGAAUUGAGUGGUCAUCCUGGACUGGGUGGCAAUAUUCGCUAAAAUUCACGGAAAUGAAGAUUCGGCCGACACGUGAAGAGAGGGAGAGCAAGUAAAUGGCAAAAAUGAAAAGAAUCAAACAAUUUAAUGUGUGAGGAAGUUAAAAAAUGAAUAAAACCACAAAAAUACAUGUUUGAAAGACUUCAAUAUGGAUCUUACAAUGUGG
Messenger RNA from Myxocyprinus asiaticus (Chinese sucker), 2277 nucleotides. RefSeq names its product fibrinogen C domain containing 1b (gene fibcd1b). Bases 683 to 2167 code for a protein of 494 amino acids. The record is from RefSeq and is a predicted model, not a curated record. The transcript has 8 exons. NCBI's taxonomy places the organism in Eukaryota, Metazoa, Chordata, Actinopteri, Cypriniformes, Catostomidae.